Molecule: messenger RNA, 2919 nt
Organism: Elephantulus edwardii (Cape elephant shrew)
Lineage: Eukaryota; Metazoa; Chordata; Mammalia; Macroscelidea; Macroscelididae
Gene: CNOT2
Product: CCR4-NOT transcription complex, subunit 2
Exons: 16
Coding region: 239-1861 (540 amino acids)
Biological process (GO): regulation of DNA-templated transcription; nuclear-transcribed mRNA poly(A) tail shortening; regulation of stem cell population maintenance
Cellular component (GO): CCR4-NOT core complex; P-body
Source: RefSeq, a predicted model, not a curated record
GCUCCCACCUUCCGCCGCCGCUUUGAGGCAAGCCGGAGCGACGGGGGUCACGGCGGGGGUCAGAGGGUAAAGGUCCUGCUCCCAGCAGCCUCCGCGGUGGAUACGUCGCCAUCUUGGAUCCGCGGGACAAGAAAAUUCAUGCGAGGGAGAACUGGUGGGCGGUCCUUCCUGUGACACGACCUUUGAGUGACAGUUCUAUUUGAUUGCCUCCAGUACUGUGAGGAAAGGACACGACUCUAUGGUGAGGACUGAUGGACAUACAUUAUCUGAGAAAAGAAACUACCAGGUGACAAACAGCAUGUUUGGUGCUACAAGAAAGAAGUUUGUAGAGGGGGUCGAGACCGACUACCAUGACGAAAACAUGUACUACGGCCAAUCUUCUAUGUUUUCACAUCGGUCAGAAAAAGAUAUGCUGGCAUCACCAUCUACAUCAGGUCAGCUGUCUCAGUUUGGGGCAAGUUUAUACGGGCAACAAAGUGCACUAGGCCUUCCAAUGAGGGGGAUGAGCAACAAUACCCCUCAGUUAAAUCGCAGCUUAUCACAAGGCACUCAGUUACCGAGCCACGUCACGCCAACAACAGGGGUACCAACAAUGUCACUUCAUACGCCUCCAUCUCCAAGCAGGGGUAUUUUGCCUAUGAAUCCUAGGAACAUGAUGAACCACUCCCAGGUUGGUCAGGGCAUUGGAAUUCCUAGCAGGACAAAUAAUAUGAGCAGUUCAGGGUUAGGUAGCCCCAACAGAAGCUCGCCAAGCAUAAUAUGUAUGCCAAAGCAGCAACCUUCUCGGCAGCCUUUUACUGUGAACAGUAUGUCUGGAUUUGGAAUGAACAGAAAUCAGGCAUUUGGAAUGAAUAACUCCUUAUCAAGUAACAUUUUUAAUGGAACAGAUGGAAGUGAAAACGUAACAGGAUUGGAUCUUUCCGAUUUCCCAGCGUUAGCAGACCGAAACAGAAGGGAAGGAAGUGGUAAUCCAACUCCAUUAAUAAAUCCCUUGGCUGGAAGAGCUCCAUAUGUUGGAAUGGUAACGAAGCCAGCAAAUGAGCAAUCCCAGGACUUUUCAAUACACAACGAAGAUUUCCCGGCAUUACCUGGUUCCAGCUAUAAAGAUCCAACAUCAAGUAAUGAUGACAGUAAAUCUAAUUUGAAUACAUCUGGCAAGACAACUUCAAGUACAGAUGGACCCAAAUUCCCCGGUGAUAAAAGUUCAACUACACAAAAUAAUAACCAGCAGAAAAAAGGGAUCCAGGUGUUACCUGAUGGUCGGGUUACUAACAUUCCUCAAGGGAUGGUGACGGACCAAUUUGGAAUGAUUGGCCUGUUAACAUUUAUCAGGGCAGCAGAGACAGAUCCAGGAAUGGUACACCUUGCUUUAGGAAGUGACUUAACAACAUUAGGCCUCAAUCUGAACUCUCCUGAAAAUCUCUAUCCCAAAUUUGCAUCACCCUGGGCAUCUUCACCUUGCCGACCUCAAGACAUAGACUUCCAUGUUCCAUCUGAGUACUUAACGAACAUUCACAUUAGGGAUAAGCUGGCUGCAAUAAAACUUGGUCGAUAUGGAGAAGAUCUUCUAUUCUAUCUGUAUUAUAUGAAUGGAGGAGACGUAUUACAACUUUUAGCUGCAGUAGAGCUUUUUAACCGUGAUUGGAGAUACCACAAAGAAGAGCGAGUAUGGAUUACCAGGGCACCAGGCAUGGAACCAACAAUGAAAACCAAUACAUACGAAAGGGGAACAUACUACUUCUUUGACUGUCUUAACUGGAGGAAAGUAGCUAAGGAGUUCCAUCUGGAAUAUGACAAAUUAGAAGAACGGCCUCACCUGCCAUCCACUUUCAACUAUAACCCUGCUCAGCAAGCCUUCUAAAAAGACUUCCCUUUUCUUGGGGUAUGGCUGUCUCAGCACAAUACUCAACAUAACUGCAGAACUGAUGUGGCUCAGGCACCCUGGUUUUAAUUCCUUGAGGAUCUGGCAAUUGGCUUAUGCAAAGGGUCACCAUUUGAGGUCCUGCCUUACUAAUUAUGUGCUGCCCAACAUCUAAAUUUGUAAUUUUUUUUUUUUUCUAGUUUGAGCAGGGUCUGAAUUUUUUUUCAUUUCUUUUUGCCAGCAGACAGACUUGGUCUGUAAAGACACGCAAGUACACUGAAAGAAGUUUACCAGUUAGUUUCUAAAAUGUAAAAAAGAAAACCCACAAAAGACUCAGCAAAAUUAGACCACAAAAUUUUCAUUGUUCAUUGUAGCACUAUUGGUAAUAAAAUAACAAAUGUUUGUGCAUUUUUAUGUGAGGAUCCUUCUCGUAUUUCAUUUGGAAAGAUGAGCAAGGUCUGCUUCCUUCAUUUUACUUCCCCUUCUGUUUAUGAAAGGCAGUUUCGCCAAGCUUAAUGCAGAAUAUCUGACUGUUUAGAAGAAAGAUAUUGCCACAAUCUCUGGACGGUUUCCAGGGUUGUGUUAUUACUGAGCUUCAUCUUUCCAGAAUGAGCAAAACACUGUCCAGUCUUUGUUACGAUUUUGUAAUAAAUGUGUACAUUUUUUUUAAAUUUUUGGACAUCACAUGAAUAAAGGUAUGUAUGUACGAAUGUGUAUAUAUUAUAUAUAUGACAUCUAUUUUGGAAAAUGUUUGCCCUGCUGUACCUCAUUUUUAGGAGGUGUGCAUGGAUGCAAUAUAUGAAAAAUGGGACAUUCUGGAACUGCUGGUCAGGGGACUUUGUCGCCCUGCAUAUUAAAGGGCCAGAUUUUCAGCAGCCAAGGACAUCCAUACCCAAGUGAAUGUGAUGGGACUUAAAGAAGUGAACUGAGACAAUUCACUCUGGCUGUUUGAACAGCAGCGUUUCAUAGGAAGAGAAAAAAAAAAAAAGAUCAAUCUUGUAUUUUCUGACCACAUAAAGGCUUCUUCUCUUUGUAAUAAAGUAGAAAAGCUCUCCUCA